Gossypium raimondii (Peruvian cotton) is the source of this 7485-nucleotide messenger RNA. RefSeq names its product methyl-CpG-binding domain-containing protein 9. Lineage: Eukaryota; Viridiplantae; Streptophyta; Magnoliopsida; Malvales; Malvaceae. Gene Ontology annotation, cellular component: nucleus. Gene Ontology annotation, molecular function: protein binding; DNA binding. The coding region runs from base 115 to 6786 and encodes 2223 amino acids. The transcript is spliced from 10 exons. The record is from RefSeq and is a predicted model, not a curated record.
UUCUUUAUAUUUUUUUAACCUUCGGUUCCAUUUUUUUAAAAAAAAACUUUCAGAAAGAAAUGUAUUUGUUCUUCAAAAAACCCCGACUCGGAUAAAGAACAAACCAACCAAAAAAUGGAACUCUCCGAUUCGAACGAUUCAAAGCCCGAGACUCGUUCAACCCUCGGCAUCGAUCUAAACGAGAUCCCUUCUUCUUCUUUUGCCGAAACCCUACCUGACUCCGACUCCGCCGAACCCGAUUCCUUUUCGAUUGUUCGGGCUAUCCACGAGAAUCCCGACCCGGCUCUUGGUGAAGCCGCCGGUGUUCCCGUUGCCAACGACGAGGAGCAGUGUGGUGUAUGUGGCUUGUCGGCGGCGAUUCCCGGUGGAGGAGGAGGAGGAAGAGUGGUGGUUUGUGACGGAUGUGAGCGAGGGUUUCACUUGGCAUGCUCCGGGGUUUCCGAGAAGUUGCUUUCGGGGGCGGAGUGGGUUUGUGGAGCGUGUGUUGGCAGCGGAGUAAGGAGUAAACGGUGGCCGCUUGGGUUUAAGGCCAAGAAGCGCAUCCUUGAUAUUAAUGCUUCCCCGCCGAGUGAUGGUGACGGCGAUGGUGAGGAGGUGCAGGAGUUAUUGAGACAGCACACAACGGGUGACAAUUCUUUUGUUGGCAGUCGGUUAGGUGCCCCCUUGACGUGUAUGAAUUCCUUGUAUGCGGGUAAUGGGUUUGGCUCUCAAAAAGCUUCUAGGAUUGUGACACAUGCUGUUAAAGUGGGUUUUGAAGAUUUAUUUCAUCGUAUGCGAACUAGAGAUAGAAGUUUUGAUGAGGUAGAUUUGGGUUCUCCGCUAGGGUCUUUGAGGAAUAGUAGUAAUACAGCUAUUAGAUUUCCAUCUCGGAAUCCGAGUGACGUAUUUUUGCAGCGUCUUAGAGAAUUUGUUUCAGAAAGACAUGGGGUUCUGGAGGAAGGUUGGCGUGUGGAACUAAAGCAUUCCAUGAGCUGUGACCUAUAUGCAGUUUAUUGCUCUCCUGAUGGGAAAACAUUUGACUCAUUGUUAGAUGUUGCUUCUUAUCUUGGGUUGAAUCUGAACCAUAGCCCUAUGGACGCUGAAAUAAAACGUGAGGGGGCUUCUCUUCAGGAAAGAUUGCAUCUGUCAAGAAAAAGGAAGUCAACAAGGUUUUCAAUAGCCAGUGGAUUUCCUGAAAAUAAGGAAAGUUUGAUAAGUGGUUAUUGCAAGGACUUUGCAUGUGAUGGUCAAAUUCUGGAAAAGUAUGCCAGUAAAUCUUGUAUCAUGAAAGCCACUGAAGCUGUGCAAGAUGAGAAGGGUAGCUCUGGAUCUGAACGAAUUAAUGAUGGGCUUCCUGUGCAGUUUGAAGAUUUUUAUAUUCUCUCUUUGGGGCUCAUUGACAUGAGACCUUCUUAUCAUGAUGCUAGUUUGAUAUUUCCUAUAGGUUAUAGGUCUUGUUGGCAUGAUAAGAUCACUGGGUCACUUUUUGUAUGUGAAGUUUUAGAUGGUGGUGAUUCUGGACCUAUUUUCAAGAUCAGAAGGUGUUCAUGCUCUGCCUUGCCCCUUCCAAUUGGGUCAGCUGUCCUAUUUUGUCCCAAAAUUGAGCAAACUGCUAGUCAUAAUAAAGAAGGGGAGUUCGAUGAUGAUGGAUGUAUUCAAAGGAUCCUUACAGAUCCUUGCCCACCUACUGAAAAUGAUAUCUUGACUUGUUUGAGAAGUAACUUGAAGGAAACAUAUCUUGUUCAGAAUAUUGACGAAUCCCAACUUGAAGCAGGUUUCAUGUGUGAAAAAUAUGGAGAUAUGUUAAGAGAUGAAAUUGGUGAAAUUUCAGUGGAAGAACAUUCCUCAUCUGCAGCAUGGAGAAUAAUAUCUCAGAAAUUUAUUGAUGCCUGCUCUGAGAUAAGUAAAGGGAAGGGGGCUCUGAAGUUUUUCUGUAAGCAUGCAGGAAAAGAAAUUAGGUCAUCAAGCUGGGAUAUGAUGGAUGGAAAGAAUAAAGAGACCCAUACUCCGUUAGCUAAAUUCUGUGGCUUCCCAGUCUCUCUCUCCUUUCCUUUUGUGUAUCAGCAUAAUGAGCUGGAGACUUGGUCUGAGGAACUGACAAAAUGGCUGGGACAGGAUAGAUUUGGACUGGAUGCUGAAUUUGUACAAGAAAUUAUUGAAGAGCUUCCUGGUAUUGAGGCCUGUUCACGGUAUGAAUCUUUGAGGAAAAGAAGUUCUUACUCAGGAUCAUUAACAAUCAGAAAUGGUUUCCUGAAGAUAAAGACACCAGAUGGGCUUGAAUGUGAGGGAGAAAAAGGAUUGGAUGUGUUAUUUGGGAAGUCAAAAAAGCCCCGUUUGGUUGAUGACCGUGGUCCUCCUCCAGGGAAGCGAUUGUGCCCGAGACUUCCUCCUGAACUUCUUGGUGACUUCCAUCAGGUGUGGGAAUUAUUGUGGCGCUUUGGUGAAGUAAUGGGUUUGCAAGAAGCUUUUUUAGCAAAUGAACUCGAAGAGGAGCUUAUAAAUCCCUGGUCUAAUCACUCAAAUUUCCUUCAUAAAUUUGACAGUGAAAGGCCAGGAGUUGAUGUCCAAAGUUUAUCUAGAAUUGAUGGUAUGGGUGAAAAGAAUGUAUCACCUAGCAGUGAUUCUUGUAUGGCAGAUUCUACUGAAAAUCCACAUCCAUUUAUACAGAUGGAAACAGGAGAAAUGAUGGAAGCUGACCAGGCAAGGCUUGCUUCUCUUAGUUACAGAAGAUGCUUUGGCGUGACAUUGACAAAGGUUCACAGCUCAGUGUUAGGGGUGCUAAUAAGUGAGCUGCAAUCAAAGGUUGCCGCACUUGUUGAUCCAAAUUUUGAUUCUGGAGAGUCAAGAUCUAAAAGGGGAAGGAAGAAAGAUUUAGAUAGUACAGCUCCUGCUAAAAAAGUUAAGCUCAGUCUGCUCCCAAUUAAUGAGUUGACCUGGCCUGAAUUAGCUAGAAGAUACAUAUUGUCUUUCUUAUCCAUGGAUGGGAAUCUUGACUCAGCAGAGAUCACUGCCCGUGAGAGUGCAAAAGUGUUUCGUUGCUUACAAGGUGAUGGUGGGGUGCUUUCUGGUUCACUUACUGGGGUGGCUGGUAUGGAAGCAGAUGCACUUUUGCUUGCAGAGGCUACAAAGCGAAUUUUUGGUUCUUUGAACAGACAAAGCGAUGUUCUGACAGUAGAAGAUGAAGGGCCUGGUCAAAAUGUUGCUUGUGAAAAGAAUUUUGUCAAUGAUGGUGAUAUUCCAGAGUGGGCAAAGUUGCUGGAACCUGUCAGAAAGCUGCCAACAAAUGUUGGAACUAGAAUCAGGCGGUGUGUUUAUGAUGCGUUGGAAAAAGAUCCUCCAGAGUGGGCAAGGGAAAAAUUGAAACAUUCAAUCAGUAAGGAAGUUUAUAAGGGCAAUGCUUCAGGACCAACAAAGAAAGCUGUUCUUUCGGUGCUAGCAGAUGUUCAGAAUGAAUGCUCAACACAAAAACCUGAGAAAGAAAUAAGUAAAAAGAAGAUUGUCUUAUCUGUGUCUGAUAUUAUCAUGAAAAAAUGUCGCAUCAUAUUACGUCAUGCUGCUGCUGCUGAUGAUUCAAAGAUCUUCUGCAACUUGUUGGGGAGAAAGCUAAUGAAUUCCAGUGAUAAUGAUGAUGAGGGGCUCCUUGGGUCUCCUGCCAUGGUGUCUCGUCCUCUGGAUUUUAGGACUAUUGAUUUGAGAUUGGCUGUCGGGGCCUAUGGUGGAUCACAUGAAGCUUUUCUUGAGGAUGUUCGUGAGUUAUGGAGUAAUGUUCGUACUGCUUUUGCCGAUCAGCCUGAUUUAGUUGAAUUGGCAGAGUCUCUAUCUGAAAACUUUGAGUCCUUGUAUGAAAAGGAGGUACUUAUCCUAGUUCAGAAAUUGGUGGAAUAUGCUAAAUUGGAAUGCUUUGAUGCUGAGACAAAGAAGGAAAUAAAUGAUAUACUUGCUUCUACAAGUGAUAUCCCUAAAGCGCCUUGGGAUGAGGGAGUUUGCAAAGUGUGCGGUAUUGACAAAGAUGAUGAUAGUGUUCUUCUGUGCGACACUUGUGAUGCUGAGUAUCAUACAUAUUGCUUGAAUCCUCCACUGGCAAGGAUUCCUGAAGGAAACUGGUAUUGCCCUGCUUGUGUUAGCAAACGUAUGGUUCAAGAUGCAUCCGAACCUUCACAUGUUAUCAUCCGAAGGAGAGGUAAAAAGUAUCAGGGAGAGGUUACCCGUGGCUACUUGGAAGCACUUGCACAUUUAGCAGCUGUGAUGGAAGAAAAAGAGUAUUGGCAGUUUAGCGUUGAUGAGAGAGCCUUCUUGCUCAAAUUUUUAUGUGAUGAAUUACUUAACUCAACUCUUAUCCGUCAACAUCUUGAACGAUGUGCUGAAACAACAUUUGAGUUGCAUCAGAAAUUACGUUCUGCAUAUAUAGAAUGGAAAAGCCUUAAAUCUAAGGAAGACUUUGUUGCUGCAAGAGCUGCAAAGUUCCAUACAAGCAUGAUUAAUGCAGUUGGAGAUGGUGUAAAGGAUGGUACUGAUCAGAUUCCAUCAGAUGGUGAGAAGGAGGCUGCCGUCCUUAAUGGUUCAGAUAAACAUGCGUCUAGUACUCAUACAGAGAAAAGUUUUACCAGUAAUGGCCAAUGCUUUAAUUCAAUGGAUAAUGAGGCUCAGUUAAAGGGUGAACAAGCCAAUGUGGAUGUGAGCAAAGUAUUACCUGAAAAAAGCGAUAAAUCCUUUGUAACAAGUGAGUUGCCCGUAACAAAUCCUUUGCCCCAGGAAAUUGAUGACUCAAGGAAAGAAACAAACCUCCAUGGUAAGUUGGAGGAGUCUAAGGGAAUGGAUGUGGCUUCUCCAUCAUCUCCUUCAGAUUGUAAUGGACAGUGCCAGUCUUCUGAUGCAACAAGCCUGCAUGCAGCUAAGCAAGUUCCUUCUGUUGCUGAGAUUGAGUCACAAUCUCACCAUCUUGAGUUGAGCACUAUCAAGAGUGAUAUUCAACAUCUGCAGGACUUAAUUAACAGCUUAGAAUCUCAGCUUUUAAAGCUAUCUAUUCGGAAGGAGUUUUUGGGAAGUGAUUCUUCUGGCCGACUGUACUGGAUUUCAGCCAUGCCAGGUGGAUAUCCUCAGGUUAUCGUUGAUGGAAGUUUGGUAGUACAUAAGAAGAGGAAUUUUCUGGGUGGUGAGGUAUGGGGGCACUGCACAUCAGUUAACUGGAAUUUUAGCUCUGCCACUAGAGAUAGUGUUUUUAAAGCACAGGGUUCAAAGGCUUCCUGUCCGUUUGUGUACAAUGCCAAAGGUGCAAUUUCGGCUGGUUCACCAUGGGUUACAUAUCAGUCAGCUGCAGAUAUUGAAGGACUCAUUAAUUGGUUGAAUGAUAAUGACCCAAAAGAAAAAGAGCUGAAAGAGGCUAUUUGCCAGAAGCUAAAAUUCCAGAAUUACCAAAAAAUGAAAAAACAAGUUCAAGAUGAGUGCCAAACUGCCUUUUCAUCGUGUGAUGGUUGUGAUAAAGCUUCUUUUCCUAGUUUUCUUGUCACCAAGGCAGCAAUGUUACUGGAGAAGAAGUAUGGUCCUUUCUUUGAGUCAGAAAUAACUGAAUCCUUGAAGAAGCAAGGGAAAAAGGCAAAGGUGAUUAUUGAAGACAAAAUGUACAGGUGUAAAUGCUUAGAGCCUGUUUGGCCCUCCAAAAAUCAUUGCAUCUCUUGUCACAAAACAUUUAUGAGUGAUGUCGAAUUCGAGGAUCAUAAUGAUAGUAGAUGCACUCCGGAUCCACCUGCUAAUGAAAAAGGUAAGUCAGUUGGUGAUUCUUUAAAAAGGAAAGGGAAUAUGAGAUCUGAUGGUAACCGGGUAGGUUAUACUGUUGACAUGGAAAUUGAUGAAAAUUAUAAAACCGGGCAUUCUGAGUUGAGUUCAAGGCUGAUCAAAUUUCAAAAUGACGGAGCAGUUUGUCCUUAUGACUUUGAAGAGAUCAGUACCAAAUUUUUCACUAGAGAUUCUAAUGAAGAAUUGGUGCGGGAAAUUGGUCUUAUCAGUUCAGAUGGCGUUCCAUCAUUUGUCUCAUCUGCUUCUCAUUUUGUUAGUGACCCUACCCUAAGACUUGUUCCUUCUCACCAAGAAAUAGGGGGUUUAGGGGCUGAAUUGAAGGCUACUAAGAGGCCUGGUUUAUCACAAGGAAACUGGAGUGUGGCUAAUGGAAUCAAUGAAGGCUUUUCUGAUGAUUCUUUCAGGACUGUUGCAAAUGAGAUUAAAGUGCAGAAAAACAAAAGACCAGCUUUGAGAUGUUCAGAACAAAGGGAUAGAAUAUCUUCUGCAGAUAAGUAUUCUCCUGAACUGGGUAGUGGUCACUGCUGUGUAGUCCCACAAUCUUCUUUAAGGCCCUUGGUUGGUAAGGUUUCACAGGUUUUGCAGCAACUAAAGAUUAAUUUACUUGAUAUGGAUGCUGCACUCUCUGAAGAAGCUUUGCGACCAUCUAAGGCAUGCAUGGAAAGGAGAUGGGCCUGGCGUUCAUUUGUUAAAUCUGCAGAAACAAUAUAUGAGAUGGUCCAAGCAAUAAUUGCAUUGGAGGAGAUGAUUAAAACCGAGUACUUGAGGAAUGAGUGGUGGUAUUGGUCAUCACUAUCUGCAGCUGCAAAAAUUUCCACUGUGUCUUCUCUUGCUCUACGUGUAUACUCACUUGAUGCUGCUAUUGUUUAUGAAAAGUCAUGCGACUUUAAUUCAAUUGACAAUUUGAAGCCCAGCAGCAUGCCAGGCCCAAAGCUGCCCUCCAACUUGGAUCUGCCGGAGAAGUGCAAGGUGAGUCGGAAGACUAUCAAGAAAAGGAAGGAACCAGAAGGCUGAUCUUUGUGAAAUAGGAGUUUCAAAUCCGAGAGGAUCUUAUUUCAAUCAAACUUGAUCCCUGUGGCAAGGGAAUCUGGUAGCAGGAAUAUUUCAAAAAGGAUAUCAGAGAGUCCUACAAUCAGAACCAAAAUGUUGGGUUUGUUGGUUCGGAUUUGCCCCGACUGUUUGGACCUAGAGUUCUGGUGUCAGUGCCCCAUGUAUAUAUUGAUAAGGCUAACAUGCUAACUUGGAUGCUUUGAUUAGUAACCAGAAUUCUUAGAAGCGUCUAUGGUGUUGGAAGCUCCAGGACCAAUUAACUAGCGAGAAUGCAUCCAAUUUUGGACUGAUUUCUGCUGCAUCUUUUCGGUUACUUUCUUGGGAAGCAGAAGGGCAAUUUGCCACAAAGAGAGAUUAUAUACAUAUACAGCAUGAAUUAGUGUAAAAAGAAAAAAAUGGUUGAAGUUGAGCAGGUGUAGACAAUAUUUCAUUCUUUAUACAUCUCUCUUUCUUGCUCUCUGGUGCCCUUUUGUUUUUCAGCUGGUGUUCCAUGCACCACAGUUCCUUUCGAAGAAUGAAAAUUGAAGCUUUUUCUUUCCAUCUUUCUUUGUUCAGUUUGUUUUUAUUUUUACAUUUCGAGCUUCAUAAAGUUGGCAGUUGAUUAAAACUGACAGUUGCUGGGAGCUAUUUGAAUGUUGCCCAAUCUUCAUUUCUUACUUCUAA